Messenger RNA from Exaiptasia diaphana, 919 nucleotides. RefSeq names its product protocadherin beta-2. Gene Ontology annotation, biological process: homophilic cell-cell adhesion. Lineage: Eukaryota; Metazoa; Cnidaria; Anthozoa; Actiniaria; Aiptasiidae. Gene Ontology annotation, cellular component: membrane. The record is from RefSeq and is a predicted model, not a curated record. The transcript is spliced from 9 exons. Gene Ontology annotation, molecular function: calcium ion binding. Bases 122 to 919 code for a protein of 265 amino acids.
UUGAUAUUGCUUCCAGGACGAAACGAAUUUCUCUAAAUCACAUCGUUAAUUUCUCUAUAUCGAACAUUUUUUUUCUGUAAUAUUUAGUAAUGGAUGGUAGUUGUUUUGAAUAACAUCAACGAUGCUCUACUUACAUAUUGCUCUGUCUUUCAUUCUAUUUUUACAUCUUGUCGAAGGGAACUUCUAUUUUACUAACUCUCUCGGACUUCAGCAACUUUCUGAACGAGAAGAAUUGCCUGUUGGUACAUUCAUCGUUCAAGCCUUAACAAACCAGCUAGCAGUGGACAGUUUUGAGAUUUCACUAGAUGCAGCCACGUAUUUUGCAAUCAACAACACAGGGCAUAUAUCAAUCAAGCAGAGAAUUGAUCGAGAGGCUCUGAUUUCUAGGACAAUAACUGGCACUAUAACAGCUAAAAAAAGCACUGCAUCUCCAAAUACGGUAACUGCUACAUUUAGAUGUGUAAUAACUGACAUCAACGAUAAUGUACCAUCAUUCCCAAAAAGGCUCUAUGAAGUUUCAACUAGUGAGGCUACAUCGGUUGGUGUUCUGAUAUUUUCCCAAAGUGCAGUUGAUGGCGAUGCUACUUUAAAUUCGAAUCUGCAGUACAGCAUAGUCAGCGGCAAUGAUGGUGGAAAAUUCGCAAUUGAUGGCACUGGUAAAGUAAGCAUCUCAUCGAAGCUGGAUUAUGAACAACAAAUAGAAUACACACUCAACAUAACCGUACGGGAUCAACCAGGUCUUAGUAACUGGACUAUUUUAGUUGUUAAUAUUGCUGAUCAAGAUGACUUGCCUGCAAAGUUUACAGCAUUCAAUUAUUUGGGUUCAGUGGCAGAAGAUGCCACACUGGUCAGUAUUAAGACUUCAUUGAAUAUGAUUAGCAAUCCAAGUCUGAAGUAUCAGUUUUCUAAUCUUGUCUGA